Exophiala aquamarina CBS 119918 is the source of this 546-nucleotide messenger RNA. RefSeq lists its product as uncharacterized. Lineage: Eukaryota; Fungi; Ascomycota; Eurotiomycetes; Chaetothyriales; Herpotrichiellaceae. The coding region runs from base 1 to 546 and encodes 181 amino acids. The transcript has a single exon. The record is from RefSeq and is a predicted model, not a curated record. Gene Ontology annotation, cellular component: membrane. Gene Ontology annotation, molecular function: signaling receptor activity.
AUGUCCAAAGACGAAACUCUAGACCAUGUGGUCAACUCGCCAAAGGCCGCUACAGCAGAGAAUGACCUCCCUGAUCUAUGGCACUCGCUCGUCCACUGGAAUGACCUGCCGCAUUGGAUGCAAGACAACCAGCAUAUACACGGACAGUAUAGGCAGGCCUCGUACAGCUACAGCAGGUCCGUGCAGAGCAUUAUGCAUUGGCAUAAUGAAAGUAUCAACAUCUGGUCCCAUCUGGUCCCGGCGAUCUUCAGUCUACCUAUCGCAGCCGUCCUGUUCAACGUCUUGCGGCCUCGCUACGAACAGGCAUCACUGCCCGAUUUGAUAGCCAUGGGCUGUUUCUUCCUUGGUGUUGCCUGCUGCUUAGGGCUAAGUGCCUCCUAUCAUACGGUCUCGAACCAUUCUCCCCGAGUUGCGAAAUUUUGGAACCAACUAGACUAUGCCGGUAUUUCAAUCCUCAUCGCUGGGUCCUUCAUUCCCAGCGUGUAUUAUGGAUUUUGGUGUCAUAGUGAACGACAGUGGACGUAUUGGUCCAUGGUAAUACCAUAA